UCUCCAUCCGCCAUUUUCAGCACAUUGGAAAGCAGGUAGACCAAAAACUACACAGUGCCGGUAAAAACAACAGAAUCUAUGAAAUAAGAAAAGUCUUAGGAGUCUCAAAUUCAAUCGAGUGUUAAAUCCUUGCCGCAGGCUGUAAUGGCUUUGCCUCAAGGAGCAUAUGAAACCUUGGAUGACAUCCCAGCCCAUGUGUGGAAGGGGCUGCCAAACAGCAUGAAGCUGGGACCGUCAGCUGUCAACCCAAAUCGCAUUGGUGUAUGGGCAUCUAGAUUAAUACCUAAAGGCAAAAGGUUUGGGCCAUUUGUAGGAGAACGAAAGAAGAGAUCUCAAGUGACAAGCAAUGUUUACAUGUGGGAGGUAUAUUUUCCAGCCUGGGGUUGGAUGUGUGUAGAUGCCACAGAUCCAAUGAAAGGGAACUGGUUGCGGUAUGUGAACUGGGCACGCUCUUCUCAAGAGCAAAACCUCUUUCCACUGGAAAUCAACCGAGCCAUUUACUACAAAGUGUUGAGGCCAAUCGGACCCGACGAAGAACUUCUCGUGUGGUACAAUGGGGAAGACAAUCCUGAGAUAGCAGCUGCAUUAGAGGAAGAAAGGACUAGCAACCUGAGCAAGAAGAGUUCACCUAGAGCAAAGCGAGAUUUGUUUCUCCCUAAAGCAAGGAGGAAGCUGUCGGAAAAAGCCAGACAGGCUGAUUUGGGUGAAUUCUGUGAACCGAAGAAAUCGAGUGCUGCUGAACCCUUAUUCACAGCGAUGCGGGACUCAGAGGAAGGGCUUAAUGGUGAGGAAAGACCAUCUUCACCUCCAGAGUUGCAACAGGAGAAUACAGUUUCCCAGUUAUCUUCGACAGAAAGUGAGAACCCUGUCCAGUCUCAUACAACAGAGAUGAAUCAGAGGGAAGAAUUGGAUGAGGAACAUGCAAACAUUGAUGGAGAACUGCAGCACCCACAGUUAAAUCAGAGCCCACAGCACCCCUCUGAGGCAGAAUCAGUUGAUGGGAAUGAAAAAUCUCUCCUGCAAUUACAUUCAGGCAGCCCUGCAGAAGAAAGCUCUGAGAGUCCACUGUGUGAUACAGAGUGUAUGUCUUCUUUAGCAAAUCCUGAGUUGGAGGCAGAGGGGGAUUUUGAGGAUGACCCCCAGGGAGGAACGUACCCCUGUCAGCACUGCGAGCGUCAUUUCUCCACCAAACAGGGCCUGGAGCGCCACACUCACAUUCACACUACUUCAAACAUUCAAACUCAUACGUUUAAGUGCCGGUACUGUGCCAAGCCCUUUGGCUCUCAGGUGGGCAGACGCAGACAUGAACGUAGACAUGAGAAUGGGAGUAAAACUUUAAAUAGGCCCGGGUCACUCAGCGGAGCAGCAUUCCUCCACAGUCCUACAAUGCCCAAUGAUUCUGCAACCUCUGGCAGUGUGUCCACUCCAAGCCAUGCAGUCGUUAUGAACACACAGAACAGUCCUCUUCAGCAAACCUCUGACAAUUUGAAAAAAGAGCCUGGUGUUGAAUCUGACAGGCCUUUUAUAUUAGAUGAGAAUGGGGAGUCAAAAGAGCUUCAUCCUUGCAAGUACUGUAACAAGGCUUUCGGCACACACACCAACAUGCGCAGGCACCAGCGCAGAAUCCAUGAGCGGCAUCUAAUGCCGAAAGGUGUUCGCCGGAAAGGUAUACUCCUGCAGGAUGGCUCCUCCCAACACCAGCAGCAUGAACAAGGGCAGACCGUUUUGCUCCAGGAAGAGUCACCAAGUGCCAGUCCCCCACCUAUUUAUGUGCCCAGUGUGGAGACCGAGGAUGAGGGAGAGAGGGAGGAGUGUAUGGUUGAUAUCUCUAACAAUAUUUCUGAAAAUCUCAGCCAUUACAUCGAUGGAAAGAUCCCAUCUACAAGCACAGUGAGCAACUGUGAGGUCAUCGAGGUUGAUUCAAGCACUGCAGCGUUGUUUGGCCUUGAUGCUCUCAUUUUGAGCCCCAAACAAAUUAGUCAUUCUCUUAAAGUUGAAACACGGACUUGUCCAGUGAAGGAAGUUUCAUGCGUCCCUCAGACAGCUUCUAAAAGGCGAACUGCUACACCACCGCUGCUGCCUGCUGUAAAAGUGGAGGCAGAAACGGUGUCCUCCUCUUCCUCAUUGUCCUCCCCUUCCUCUCAGUCCUCUUUGUUGGUAGGAAACAUUUUCUCCCAGUCAACCGAAACAUUAGCUUUUCAAAAGGAGAAAACAGUUUAUCUUUCUCCAAAACUCAAACAAUUACUACAGGCCCCGGACGGUCAGAAACCAUCCAUAAGUCUAAUUACAGAUAAUAGAUUGACCACCCCACUUUCCGUAACUUCACUGCCUGCUGUCCAAGGUAGGUUUAAAAGAAGAACCGCCUCCCCUCCCACAACUUCACAGAGUAGCCCACCACAAAGAAAUGAGAACAUAAGCCCUGCAACUGGGGUUUCAUGUACUCUGAAGGUGCCAAAGAUUGAGAGCCACUGCAUGACACGUUCUUGGAGUUUGUCCAGCAGUGAUCAUGGGGACACUGAAAGCCUGACAGGAAAAGACUGGUCUCCUUCAAGAAGCGGCGGGAAUUCUUGCAAUCAGCAGCCGCUUGACCUUUCAAAUUCCUUCAGUAAGAGAGACAAUAGUGUAAGCAGAGGAUCUGGAGAGGCUGUCCUUGACCUAAGUAUGAACCGUAAAAGUCCUGUUGACCAUGAAGUAAAGACAUGCUCAGCCACACUACCGCCACAUGUGAAGAGGAAGAAACCUAAUACCAGCAUUUUAGAAAAAGUGUUAAUGAACGAGUAUGCUGGCCUAAACUCGCCCGGAGAAGAAGGAUCCAACACUCUUGGAAGCCCUGAUGCCCUUUCAUCUUCUGAGAGUGCCACAUGUGUAGCCCCUUCUAGUCCUGGAUCAGAAUCGGAGCGCCUUCCUUGUGAAUCAACCUCUCCUCCUUCCUUGACCCCUAUGACUAUUAAUCCAUCCUCUCCAUCUUCCUCUAGUAUAGCUUCAACUACUCCCCCUCCUCCAGUCCUGCCCACUAUCCCAUCUCCUCCACCUUUAUCAUCGCAGCAUUUUCAAGUGUCAGACUCCUUAUCACCUUCCCCUUUCCCUGUGUUGUCCCCUAAAAUGUCCCCCAAAGCAGUCGAUAGUUUAGAGGAAGUGUCUGAUUCAUCUGCAUUAACAGAAUCAUGCCAUGAUACAUUAAAUUCCAUUGUUAAUGAAUCAGACCAAACUGCUGAGCAGUUAGACCCUGCGAUUUCUCCACUGCCUCAGGAUGCAAAAAGACAUUGUACAGCAGAUUCAUCUUCAAAGUCAGAAACACUACUUGAGGGCUCAACUCAUGAUUCUAAGCCUCAGUUUUUAAGAAAUGCAGACCAAGCAGGUUCUUCUCACCUAGAGUGGGAUACUACUUCUGAAACCAGCCAAAGCCAUUCCUGUGAAGGAAUUCUCCCUCAAGACCUCAAUAUUAAAACAGAAGGCCGACACAAAUCAAAGUCUUCUCUUUCUACAGUACAAUCAAAUCCUAAAGAAUCUUCACCGACCUUCCUCAGCGAAUUUCAUUCUCCACAGAAGAGUUCAGUGGUCGAUAACAACUUGGUUGUAGAGGAUUCAGGGAAAAAAGAGGAGUCGGUGGAUAUAACCGCAAAUGGCGCUGACGUUUCACCUGGGACUCCAGUCAAAAAUUGUGAUGAGGUUGAAACACCAGAGAGAGAGACUUUUGUCAAGAGUUUUGUGUGUAACGUCUGCAAAGAGCCAUUUCGCUCAAUCAAAGACCUUAGUGGCCAUAUAAUACAGCAUGCGUCAGAGUGGCCUUUUAAGUGUGAGUUUUGCGUGCAGUUAUUUGGCAACGCCACUGCACUCCUCGAGCACCGCUCCUCUCUCCAUGGGGUGGGAAGAAUUUAUGUUUGCUCCAUUUGCUCAAAGGAGUUUGCCUUCCUCUGCAAUCUCCAGCAACAUCAAAGUGACCUACAUCCAAGUCAGAGUUGCACUCACACUGCCGUUGAAAAUGGGAAGCUCAGACCUCAGAACUACACAGAUCCUGCUUACGCAAAUGUGGAGAAAGAUGCUGUUGUCGAUUCAACUGAGGAUUCUUCUGAGGAGCGUAAAAGUGACACUAAUAAGGUGGAAGAAGAGGAAAAUGGCCAUGAGGACCCUACAGAAGAACUAUACACUACAAUAAAGAUUAUGGCAUCUGAGGCUGGUAAACCGAAAGGUCCAGAUGUACGACUUGGCAUUAAUCAACACUACCCCAGCUUUAAGCCUCCACCUUUCCCGUACCACAACCGAACACCCGAUGGCUCGGUUUCCUCUGCCACUAAUUUUACCACACACAACAUCCCCCAAACAUUUAGCACUGCCAUCCGGUGUACCAAAUGCGGAAACAGCUUUGACAACAUGCCUGAGCUACACAAACACAUAUUGGUUUGUGCUAAUGCUAGUGAUAAGAAGCGCUACACCCCUAAGAAGAAUCCCAUUCCUCUCAAACAAGUUGUGAAACAGUCUCCAAAUGGUCUUCUUUCCACCACAGGAGCUAGUACUGGGCAGAAUGCCUUCCGCAGAAUGGGCCAACCAAAAAGGCUCAACUUUAACCAAGAUAUAACCUCUAAAGCAAAGUUAUCAGCUCUGAAUAAGAAGAAAAACCAGCUUGUCCAGAAAGCCAUAUCUCAGAAGAACAAGUCUGCUGCCUCUGCAAAGAAACCGAUAACCCGGAUAAAGGAAGAGGAGACUCAUGAUAUCCAUGCAUGCCCAUACUGUAGUCGAGAGUUCACAUACCCAGCCAGCCUCGCUAAACACAUCGCUUGCAGCUGUCCACAAAGACCUGUUGCCAAGAAGUUGAAAAAAGGUGCACUGAUGCCUCAAGACAAAAACAGGAGUCUCCGAAGUCGAGCCACUGACUCUGAAGUUAAACAAGAGGCAGGUUCUGGAUCAAGUGCAAAGCCCUUGGGGAAAACAAGAGCCCGGAGCUCUGAGCCAAUUGAGAAUGAGGCUCCACCAGCAAUUAAAGGAAAAGAACCUCAGGUACGUACAAAGAGGCCAGCCUUGAAUAUGGACAACACGGCCCCACAAACUAAGAAAGGCAAAAAGAGCAAUGAGCCACUGACUUCCAUAACUCCUGCAGUUACUGAUGACUCUUCAACACGACCACCGUCUAAAAUGCAACGUGGAUCUAAGGAGGUUGUUGUCAAGAAGGAGGCUGUUGUCAGGAAGGAGGCUGUUGUCAAGAAGGAGGCUGUUGUCAAGAAAGAGGUUUUUGUCAAGAAGGAGGUUGAUGUGAAAACGCACCAGUCCAAAAAGGAGGAGCGUUUUUCGGCAAGGACACGGGAGAGAAAAGGUGGGCCGGUGACACGCAGUGUGCAGAUGGCUAGUGCUUCAGCUCCUUUGGAAGUGAAGACUGAAGACCUCUCAAACCAUGAACCAGGGCAAUCUGAGGAGUCUCUAUUGAAGUUAACCAGGUAGAACUCCACGUUCUCUACAGGAUUGCUUUAGUCAGUGAUUGGAAGGGGAACUUCUUUCAACUAAAUUGGAUUAACUUGAUCAUAGCCUGAAUGUUCAGGGGAACCAGGAGUUAUCUCCCUGCUCGUCUUUUGUGUUGGCCCAUUGGAAGUAUCUUCUCAGUGCACUUUUAUAAAUAAGCCUUUGGAUGUCUAACCCCCUCCCCCAAAAUGGACUGAAGAAUAUGAUAAAUAAAUCUCAAUCAAGCAUAAUAUUACUUAUGUAAUAUUUAUAAAUGUUGACAUUCUGGUUUUAAGAUAUUGCAAGAGGCAAUCAUUCAACAGUUUCUCUUAGACUGGUUGACCCCGUUUAAUCUGUAAGGUUUUCGGAUCCAACGGUCUCCUAAUGCAUGUGCUUCUGUAUACAGUAUGAUUGGACUGAUCCUCUCUCCAUGUCUGUACUCCGUUUUGACCUGCUCCUCUUUUACUGAGAGAAAUUAUUUGAAGAAGAGUAUAUAUGUAUAUUUAAGUAAAUGUAAUCCUCCACAGGGAAUGUUUAUCAUACUGAGGCUCUCAUAAUCUGAGAGGCUUUUUUUGUUUUUACUUUGUUGUUGAUGUUUUUGUUUAUUUUGGCAUAGUAAAUGAAUUGAGCUGUUUGAUACAGUCAGAGUGAGCAGGAGAGAACGGUUUGCUGUAUGUAAAAAGUGUUCGACCUUCACCUGAACCAGCCAAACCCGUAAGCCAUUUUUUUUUCUUUUCUUUUCUCUGUUCCUUUUGUAAUCUAAAUAUUCUACAGCAGGGCUGCUGGCCAUUAAAAUUACACUAAAACUUCAACUGGGAAUGACAAACAGUCUUCUGCACUUGCAUGAGAUGAAUUAAAAGUUGUAAGUGCCAUUAUUACAACCCAAAUUAUGUAAUUGCAUAUUACAUACAUAUUGCAUAGUAGUGAUCUGGUCAAUCAGGUUGCUCGUUUCUAUGAAAAGCACUUUAUUUAGGCUAAUUUGCCUUUUAUGGAUAUCUCAAAGUUUGAGGUGAUUUUACAAAAUGUGAUGACACCUGCUUGAAAAUGAGAAAAACAGCAUUAAUUUUUCACUGGUAUAUUAUACGCAUGUACGUCGUACCCUGAGGCAACCUCAGAAAUUUGCUUCCAGUCUGUUAAGACCUAGUUAAUGUUGCAUUAUUAGUAUAAUUAGCUGUUAUUGCCAUGACGCCAUCGCAAGAUUCUUUGGUAACCAAGCAUUACACAAAUGUUCUGUUUUUUUCGUUUCCCAUUUUUAUAAAAUGGAUAAGGCCUCUGCUUUAAUAGAACAUCAACUGCACUUAAAAUCCUUAUUGGUCUACCUCCUGGCAAGCUUUGAACUGAUGCGUUUUCUGCCUUUGGACAGCGUAAUCCCUCUCACUCCUAAGCCUGUCUCUGCCAUGUCAUUUCCACUUUACAACCUGGACAAUGAGGACAGGGAUCUAAACAAGAUCUGAAUGCUUGAAAUGUUUUUUAAGCAAGGAACUUGAAACGAUAUUUCUUUUUCUUUACAGAAUUUCCAUCUUGCAGUAUGUCUUUGCUGUCCUGCAUUGAUAUAUUUUUGGGAAUGAAAUGUUGACCGUGUUUUGUGAUUAUGAAUAAUAACCUUCACAAAUGUAAAAUGCAUUGUCCUAAUUGAUAUAUUAAAUUUUUUUUCAAUGUA
Messenger RNA from Ctenopharyngodon idella (grass carp), 7090 nucleotides. RefSeq names its product PR domain containing 2, with ZNF domain b (gene prdm2b). Gene Ontology annotation, molecular function: DNA-binding transcription factor activity, RNA polymerase II-specific; RNA polymerase II transcription regulatory region sequence-specific DNA binding; protein binding. The record is from RefSeq and is a predicted model, not a curated record. Gene Ontology annotation, cellular component: nucleus. The transcript is spliced from 9 exons. NCBI's taxonomy places the organism in Eukaryota, Metazoa, Chordata, Actinopteri, Cypriniformes, Xenocyprididae. Gene Ontology annotation, biological process: regulation of transcription by RNA polymerase II. The coding region runs from base 145 to 5433 and encodes 1762 amino acids.